Messenger RNA from Anopheles stephensi (Asian malaria mosquito), 4944 nucleotides. It is a transcript of the gene Nmdar1, whose product is annotated as glutamate [NMDA] receptor subunit 1. Bases 669 to 3569 code for a protein of 966 amino acids. The record is from RefSeq and is a predicted model, not a curated record. NCBI's taxonomy places the organism in Eukaryota, Metazoa, Arthropoda, Insecta, Diptera, Culicidae. Gene Ontology annotation, biological process: regulation of membrane potential; monoatomic ion transport; chemical synaptic transmission. Gene Ontology annotation, cellular component: NMDA selective glutamate receptor complex; plasma membrane; synapse. Gene Ontology annotation, molecular function: NMDA glutamate receptor activity. The transcript is spliced from 13 exons.
UGGCUCUAACUUGGGAUGGCAAAGAACAUAAAAUUAAAAGGUUGUACCAACCUACUGAUAACUCUUCCCGGAUGGCCCAUCGGCAGAACCUUAGUAAUGGCUGUCGGGAGUCAGUUGAAACAGUGGGCGAUCAGUUACUACACCCUCUUGGCUACUUGGAUUGGAUAAGAUGAUCUGAAAGAGGUUUAACCAAACAUUUCUUUUGCUUCUCACUGCUGAGUCAGUGCCCCAAGUGGUGCCCCAAGUGGAAAAAUGUGGCAAAAUUCAGCAUUUUCACCAGCUCCGAUCCAGCACCACCAGCAGCAUCAGAAGCAGCAACAGCAACAGCAGCAUGGAGUGAAGGAAUUGCGCAAGAAUUAGGCGUGCUAGACCCGUGCCAGUGUGAGACGGUAGCGAGUGUUUUCCGCUUGGGCAGGGAGGGGGGAGGGAAUCCGAGUGUGCCAGCGAAUUAGCGGGGGAAAACUGUGUUCCAGGACCAGCAGCAGCAGCAGCAGCAGCAGCAGCAGCAGCAGCAGCAGCAGCUCCACGAACGACCUCUCGCGAAAGGACAUCCUCGGUGGCGUGUGAGUGUGAGUGCGAGUGCGUGCGUCCGUGCGUGCGUGCGUGUAGUGGACGGAAAGUGCUAUGCAGUAGUGAAAAGGGCCCUCCUCGGUCGUACACGCCUGAAAAUGAAGUUAACACGAAUGCUGCCCGCGUCCUGCUGUUUGCUGCUGUGCCUGAUGAUACCGCAGGCCCUGCUGGCCCAGAAACCCACCGGCAGCGAAAGCCCUUCCUACUACAACAUCGGGGGUGUGCUGAGCAAUAACGAGAGUGAAUCCCACUUCGCUACCGUGAUUGCGCAUCUGAACUUUGACCAACAGUAUGUUCCACGCGGUACCACCUACUACGAUAAGACGAUUCGGAUCGAUAAAAAUCCCAUCAAAACAGCGCUCAAUGUUUGUAAACACCUGAUAUCCCGAAGGGUUUACGCGGUAGUGGUGUCACACGAACCGACCGGAGAUCUGUCCCCGGCGGCUGUCAGCUACACCAGCGGGUUCUACCAAAUCCCCGUCAUCGGGAUCUCGUCGCGUGAGGCCGCCUUCUCCGAUAAGAACAUUCACGUGUCGUUCCUACGUACGGUGCCUCCGUAUUACCACCAGGCGGACGUUUGGUUGGAAAUUUUGAGCCACUUCGGCUACACUAAGGUUAUCAUCAUACACAGCUCCGAUACGGACGGACGUGCCGUGCUGGGUCGGUUCCAGACGACAUCGCAGACAAACUAUGACGAUAUCGAUGUGCGGGCGACGGUGGAAUCGAUCGUCGAAUUUGAACCAAAGUUGGAUAGCUUUAGCUCCUACCUGAUGGACAUGAAAACUGCUCAAUCGCGUGUCUAUUUACUUUAUGCGAGCCAGGAGGAUGCGUAUGUAAUUUUCCGCGACGCUGCCAUCCACAAUAUGACCGAGUAUGGGCACAUCUGGAUCGUAACGGAGCAGGCCCUCAGUGCCAACAACACGCCAACCGGUAUCAUCGGCUUGAAGCUCAACAAUGCAGAAAACGAAACGGAUCACAUACGAGAUGCUAUUUAUAUACUCGCCUCGGCAAUUAAGGAAAUGACGGUGAAUGAGACCAUCACCGAAGCGCCAAAAGAUUGUGACGAUUCCGGAGCCAUCUGGGAGUCGGGCAAGCGAUUGUUUGGGUACUUGAAGACGAGAAACAUUCGGGGCGAAACGGGACAGGUGGCGUUCGACGAUAACGGGGACCGCAUGUACGCCGAGUACGAUGUUAUCAAUGUGCACGAGAACCAUUCGUUCGUAAAAGUGGGAAGCUUCCAUUACGAUUCGGACAAGCGUAAGAUGCGCCUCAAGAUAAAUGACAGCAGCAUAACGUGGCCAGGCAAUACGGGUAAAAAGCCGGAAGGUAUCAUGAUUCCCACGCACCUGAAGGUCCUCACGAUCGAGGAGAAACCGUUCGUGUACGCACGCAAGCUGCUCGACGACGAGAUUGACUGUGCGGAUGAUGAGGUGGUGUGUCCUCACUUCAAUAUCACUAACGGAAAUGAGCAAGAAUACUGCUGCAAAGGAUAUUGCAUCGAUCUGUUGAAGGCACUGGCUCAGCGGAUUAAUUUCACGUACGAUUUGGCCCUCUCGCCCGACGGUCAGUUUGGCCAUUACCAGCUGAAAAACCAUACCACCGGCAUCGGCACCACGGUGAAGAAGGAGUGGAAUGGGCUGAUCGGCGAGCUGGUGGCCGAACGGGCCGAUCUGAUCGUGGCGCCGCUGACGAUCAAUCCCGAGCGGGCCGAGUUUAUCGAGUUUUCCAAACCGUUCAAAUACCAGGGCAUUACGAUCCUGGAGAAGAAACCGUCCCGUUCCAGCACGCUCGUAUCUUUCCUGCAACCGUUUAGCAACACGCUCUGGAUACUGGUGAUGGUGUCGGUGCACGUGGUCGCGCUCGUUCUGUACCUGUUGGAUCGAUUCUCUCCGUUCGGCCGGUUCAAGCUGUCGAGCAACGAUGGCACGGAGGAGGACGCACUUAACCUCAGCUCCGCGAUCUGGUUCGCUUGGGGCGUACUGCUAAACAGUGGCAUCGGGGAAGGCACACCCAGAAGCUUCUCGGCGCGUGUGCUUGGCAUGGUGUGGGCCGGUUUCGCAAUGAUAAUUGUCGCCUCGUACACUGCUAACCUGGCCGCUUUCCUCGUGCUGGAGCGACCGAAAACCAAGCUGACGGGCAUCAACGAUGCGCGGUUGCGCAACACGAUGGAAAACCUUACCUGUGCCACGGUGAAGGGUUCCUCGGUUGACAUGUACUUUCGGCGGCAGGUCGAGCUGUCCAACAUGUACCGUACGAUGGAGGCCAACAAUUACGAUACCGCCGAACAGGCAAUACAGGAUGUGAAGGAUGGUAAAUUGAUGGCAUUUAUUUGGGACUCGUCGCGGCUCGAGUACGAAGCAUCGAAGGACUGCGAGCUCGUUACGGCGGGCGAGCUGUUCGGCCGUAGCGGUUACGGCGUGGGACUCCAGAAAGGGUCACCCUGGACGGAUGCAGUAACAUUAGCAAUAUUAGACUUCCACGAGAGCGGGUUCAUGGAGUCGCUCGACAAGGAAUGGAUCUUCCACGGGAACGUUCAGCAGUGUGAACAGUUCGAGAAAACGCCCAAUACGCUCGGGCUGAAGAAUAUGGCCGGUGUGUUCAUUCUGGUCGGUGCGGGUAUCGUUGGCGGCAUCGGGUUAAUUAUUAUCGAGGUGAUUUACAAGAAGCACCAGAUAAAGAAGCAGAAGAAGAUGGAGAUUGCUCGCCAUGCGGCCGACAAGUGGCGCGGGACAAUCGAGAAACGAAAAACGUUACGUGCUUCCUUGGCCAUGCAGCGGCAGUACAAUGUCGGUUUGAACUCCGUUUCCAAGUCGGUGUCGAGCCAGAAUACGGAGAAAACGCGCUACCCGAUACUGCCGCCGCUUCCCCGCACGCCGGAACGGGCAUGGCCCAAGGACAAGGAGUACAUCGUGAACCGGAAGAACAAUAGCGCGGCCGGGAAGCCGCCACCGCGCUACAUGCCCACUUACGCAACCGAUGUGUCUCACUUGAUAGUUUAAAACAAAACAAACAAAAAACAAACAAAUUAUCGGAGGGAAAUUUGAAUAGGGUCGGAACCGUAUCCAUCCACCCCACCGGUCUCCAAAUUGCGCCUAAUGAUGAGUGUAGCCAAACACUUUACUACCGUUAAGUAUCGUUGAUAUGAGGAAGAGGGGAGGGGGGGGAGAGUAGUAGUCAGGGAGCAGAGCUAGCAGACGAAAGAUAACCGAAGAAAACUCCAAUUCCGUGUGCGUGUGUGUUGUUCAAUACAGGUAAUUGUUUACAUUCGUUAGAUAAGUAUACACUUUUAAAACACUCUGCCGAAAGACGAUUCUUCCGCCUGUAUUGAAUGCCAAAGCCAAAGGAUUCGCGCACCACUCCAGUGCCGGCGGCAGCGUGCGUGCGUGCGUGCGUGCGUGCGAAGUGAGUGUGUGUGUGUGUACAAUCAUUUUAUGGUUUCCAUGUUCAAGCGCGUCUAUUGUAAGCAUGUUUUUGUACGCCCGUACACCGUUGUACACCGAGUUCUCCUCUCCCCGAAGCUCCCCCACUUGUAGCCGCAGGACAAGUGCAUUUGUAUCAGGUGCUAGUGAGUUAACUAAACAACUGCUUGUUUUCCAACGCCUCCAAGAGGCCAACCGUUUAACAGUCAGUGCUCGAAUGUGUUAACCUUAUGAACUGCCAACUUUCGGUUUUUCGUUGUUGUUGUGUCGGGUUGAGAAUAUAUUUUUGUGAACCAAGAAGAGGAACACGAAGGGACGAGGACAAAACGCGAACAGCGCGGGGACAGUGCACCGUACAUGUCCUGCAGUAACAGUAGUUGAUAGCCUAAACAGUCUCCCACAAGAAGCAAACGAGCAAACAGUACUAGCCAAAGGAAAAGAAAGUAAUUUUAUCACUGUUAGUUGUUAACAAAACGAUGAGGAUGAGGAGAAGGAUGAGAAGGAGGACGAAGGGGAGAAGAAAGACGAGGGAGAGGGGGGGGGUUGUGGGAAGACGAAACAAAACCAAACAAACAAACAAACAAAAAAACUUAACCAAGCUCAGUCAUUUGCACAAGAAGUAAUGCCAAAAGCAACAAAAAACAAAACCAGAACAGAAGUAGCUAAACGUACAUUAAACUAAAGGAAUAGAUGAUAAAAGUCUAUGUUUAAAAAAUCGUAACAUUAACAUUUUAAAAUGCCAAAACCCUUACUAAAAAAAUGCAAUGAUGCUAAACAUUUGUUAACAUGUAUAAGAAGAUGUGGAAACUUAGCGUAACAGAGAAAGCGAUAGUACGAGCGAGAACCAGGCAGGUUUGGCCAGGUUGGCAAACGAUAACAAAUAUACAGCCAGUCAUUAUAUUGAUUAUGUAUGAACAAAACUGAGUAAUAAAAAGGAAGAACAACAUAUUUGAAA